AUGCAGAGCACUGGGAGCUCAGGGAGCAAUUUGAUAACUGGGUAUUUGAAUGAUAAUUGCAUAUUAGUUUGUUUAGGGUUUUCAAUUUUAGGCUGGGGCCCUUGUACUGUCAGCAAAAUAUCCCAUGAUGUCAUUGAUUCUUCUGUUACUUCCAUUAUACCUCCCAGGGAUGAGUCUUCGCUUCCAUGUGAUAAGGCUAACAUUCUUAAUGAUGUGGGACGUCCUGACUCGUCUGCCAAAGAAAGUGGUGAACAAGGAUUUCGGAAGAUUGAAAAAUGUAGUCUGAGUGCCUUGCGCAAUGUUGUUGAGAUUCAUUUGGGAAAUGAGAAGUCUUCAGAUUCUGCAAAAGUUGAUAUGCAAACAGCAUUAAAAGGAUUAGUUGCACGUGAUAUCCCUGGCAGCUCUAGUUCUUGGGCCGACUCUUCACUGAAGCAUGGUGAUCUUCUGUCAGUAUCUUCAAGAAGUUUCUGUUCUGAAUUUCAAAUUCCUGGCUGUAAGACUCCUAGAAUGCAGAAUGAGCAGAAUGGGUCCGAAAUUGAUAAGACUAGUCCUAAGAGUAUGUGCCCUAAACCAAAUGACAAGUGCAAGCUUUUAGAUUGGUGUGGAAUAGAUGAGGUUGUAGCUGAAGGACGUUGGUGUUCUAGUGACCCAAAGGAGCUUGUAAAUCAUGCUCAUCUUGGACCUAAUGUAAUGGAAGUGUUGGUAGACAUUCCAAACAAACCAGAAGCUUUUCUUUGGAGGCCUACAACUAAUAUGUUCUGUAUGCAACAAGCUCAGGGGAAGACAAUAGCGUGGCCAGCUGAUAAGGUGGUGUUCCAAAUCAGUCAUCAAUCUGACAAUGAAGACAAUAUAUCCAUGCAUUCGAGUAAAAAUAUGAAUCAUAUAAAGUGCAAGAUCUUCAAUUGGACCGGAAAAGAUGAAAUUGUUGCUGAAGGUCGUUGGGUUUCCAAUGAUUCAAAAAUGCUUGUUAAUGGCGUUCCUCUCGGACCUAUUGCCAUGAUUGUUUGGGUUGAUGUCCCGACAAGUACUCAAUUGCUGCAGUACAAGUACUCAAUUGCUGAAGAUGAUGAGUCUCCCAAGUCAUAUGUAAUACAACAAAGUUAAUUAGUUUUUGUUGUUCUGUGUACUAUGGUUAAUUUCUUGUACUCCAUGUUGGAUUAUCCAAAGACUGCUAUUUGUUUUUUGGCACAUUUGUGUUGACUCUUCUUG
Messenger RNA from Asparagus officinalis (garden asparagus), 1209 nucleotides. RefSeq lists its product as uncharacterized. The coding region runs from base 1 to 1104 and encodes 367 amino acids. The transcript is spliced from 9 exons. The record is from RefSeq and is a predicted model, not a curated record. Lineage: Eukaryota; Viridiplantae; Streptophyta; Magnoliopsida; Asparagales; Asparagaceae.